This is a messenger RNA of Plectropomus leopardus (leopard coralgrouper), 503 nucleotides long. The record is from RefSeq and is a predicted model, not a curated record. Lineage: Eukaryota; Metazoa; Chordata; Actinopteri; Perciformes; Serranidae.
AAAGUAAUUUACUUAGGCCAUUCUUGGAUGUAUAAACAAUGGUUUGUAUUCCUAUAUGAUUACACCUUCCAGCACCUACAGGGGGCCCAGCCUUGGAUGGAUAGUCUCGGCCAGACGCUUAACCAGGUGGACACUAUAGAGAGACACGUCAAGUACCUACGAUGCCUUCAACAUAUAGAAGAACUCAGUGCUGCAGUCCAGCAGUGUCUGAUGACCAGCAGUGUCUGGGAGGCCAUACGGGCAGUGGACAGCAUGGCUGCACUGGACACUGGACUCAGCCAGUCCGGAUGUUCUCACCUCCAGGACUUCCUCCGAGAAACACUACACUUCUGGCACAAGAUCAUCAAAGACAGACUGGCCGGUGAUUUUGAGAAAGUGUUGACUCAGCUUCACUGGCCGAUCAUCUCCCCUCCAACUCAGUCUCUGACUCCCACCGCCAACGGUCAGGAGAUCAGCAGCCAGUUGGAGCUGCUCGUCUCACAGCUGCUCGCCCUGCAGACCUC